Messenger RNA from Tilletiaria anomala UBC 951, 1712 nucleotides. Its product is annotated as DnaJ-domain-containing protein. NCBI's taxonomy places the organism in Eukaryota, Fungi, Basidiomycota, Exobasidiomycetes, Georgefischeriales, Tilletiariaceae. Gene Ontology annotation, molecular function: protein-folding chaperone binding. The record is from RefSeq and is a predicted model, not a curated record. Gene Ontology annotation, biological process: translational initiation. The transcript has 2 exons. Bases 174 to 1556 code for a protein of 460 amino acids. Gene Ontology annotation, cellular component: cytosol.
AAACUACAACUGCUAGAUUUAAUAUAAAAUCACGGCAGCUAAAUCCGAGUUCCGAGUUCCGAGUUUCCCCGCCAAAAGGAACCACAGCGAAGGCGGCCGAAUGUCAUCGAUGCAUCUCGUUAAUCGAGCAGCGCGUGCCGAGCAAGCAUAGGUAGCGAGGUCGACGCUCCAUCAUGGAUGGAUAUAGAGCAACGGUUGCUGGCACAGUGCCGUACACAACGUACCUAGCGCGGCUGAGUGUCAGACGAACGUUUCAUCGGGCGUACCUUGCUCAUCGUCAACACAUCAAGACACAAACGCACAUUAAUAGCCUUGCAUCACAUCAGCAUCUCCACACUACCUACCCAAGCGAGACGCAGCUCAAUUCCAAAUACUCACGCAUAAUCACGGAAAUGGGUAAAGAUUACUAUCAGAUCCUCGGCGUGUCCAAAAGCGCCAGCGACGAUGAGCUCAAGCGAGCGUACAAAAAGCUCGCCCUGAAACACCAUCCGGACCGCAAUAAAGACAAUGCCAACGCGAAAGUCAAGUUCCAGGAAAUCGGAGAGGCUUUCGAAGUGCUGAGCGAUAAGAACAAGCGCGCCGUAUACGACCAAUUUGGAGAGGAGGGCCUCAAAGGCGGCGGUGCGCCCUCGCCUGGUGCAGGUGGGCCAGGUAUGGGAGCAGGUGCGUUCCCUGGCGCUGGCUUUGGCGGACCGGGCGGGGCUACCUUCACCUUCACAUCCGGUGGACCGGGCGGGUUCAAGCCCUCUGAUCCCAACGACAUCUUCGCAAGUCUCUUUGGCGGCCUCGGCGGCGGCGCAUUUGGAGGAAUGGGUGGCGGCAUGGACGACGACGAUUUCUCGCACAUGGGUGGAAACGGAGGUGGGCGGCGACGAGGAGGGGGCGGUGGGAUGCCGGGUGGGUUCCAGUCUUUCUUCGGAGGCGGCGGCAUGCAGGGAGGUAUGGGCGGAGGGAUGCCAUCCAUGCCCCAAGAAGACGAGGCAACCAAGGACUCUGAAAAGCAGCUGCCUUGCAGCCUCGAGGACCUUUACAACGGCGUCACCAAGAAGCUCAAGGUCGGAAAACGACUCAUGAACGGUCAGACAGAAGAAAAGGUCUUGCAGAUCGAUGUAAAGAGAGGGUGGAAGAAAGGGACAAAGGUACGCUUCAGCGGCGCCGGUAACGAGGUUGCUCCAGGAAGAAGCCAAGACCUCGUUUUCAUCAUCACCGAGAAGCUGCAUCCGCGGUUCACGCGCGAGAACGACGAUCUGCACAUCAAGCUACCGCUGCCUAUCGUCGACGCGCUCGAUCCGCCGAAACCAUCAUCAGCAGGCAGCAAGCACAACGUCAAGACUCUUGACUACCGGACCAUCGAUGUGCCGCUUCCGCAGCCGGGGCCGGGGCCGGGAAAGACAACCGUGCAAGCCGGUCGGACGACGCGCAUCGCAAACGAAGGCAUGCCGAUCAGCAAAACGGACGGAAAACGUAAAGGCGAUUUGGUCGUGCAAUGGGAACUGCAGAUGCCCGACAAACUCAGCGAUGCGCAGAGGGCAGCCAUCCGCCAGGCUCUGUCGUGAGAGAACCGAGAGAAAACGCCAAAAAUCGGCCUCGGGUUAAGCGGGGGUCAAAGCGUCACCGAUUGUACUCCAUACCAGAAACAGGUCAGGCUGUAAACAACUUACUGUAUCAUCAGACUCCCAUGCAAAUGCAAAUGCAGUGCUCGAUAGACCUAA